AUGUCAGAUGUGCCAAGGCGAGCCCAAAAGGCCCGCGUGGUUGUUGACAGCGACUCAUCAAGCCAGGCUUCCGAAGACAACAGCCCCCCAGCCAAGAUCGACCCAAAGGCUAACAGAGUCCGUCAACACUACGCAGCCAUGAAUCCCGAUCGACCUAACGCAGAAACGAACGGAAAGUAUGGAAUGUUCUCUCAGGUUGACCCACGUCUUCCACCGCCUGCGACUCCGAGCAAGACGGUCGCGAAGCGCAAGAGAGCGACCAUGGAUAAGACGGGUAGUAACAAGAAGUCAGAAAUGAAAGACAUAUCAGGAGAGCGAGAGCAGAGUCCAUUGUUCGAGCCGGAGUCUGAUGGACAGCAAGAUGCAGACACUGUUAUGCUGAGUCCGCCUUCGACGCCAUCAGCCAACGUGCGCCUACCAAGCCGUAAAAAGGGAAAGAGUACUGCCACCCCCCUCUCUACCGUCUUCGCUCUCGGUCGCCGUAGACACAAGCCCAUCGUCAUCGAAAGCGGAUCUUCAGGCUCUGACUCUGACUCUGACUCCGACACAAACUCUAACAUCGUCGUAGCUACACAAGAUGACCUCGCGACCAAGGCCACCAAAGAGCUCAUCGCUACUUCUGCUAUGCCUGGAGAUGUCUCAGUCGUUGAUGAGUACAUCAGUAUUCUCAAAGAUAUAGCUACUCACUCCCCCGAGACCGCUAAGCAUUAUCAGGUUAUUGAAACACUCGCCGAAGAAGAAGAAGACAUAUCUCUCGCUCUCGACUGA
Molecule: messenger RNA, 768 nt
Organism: Alternaria triticimaculans
Lineage: Eukaryota; Fungi; Ascomycota; Dothideomycetes; Pleosporales; Pleosporaceae
Exons: 1
Coding region: 1-768 (255 amino acids)
Source: RefSeq, a predicted model, not a curated record